ACGUGGGUGAAGCUGAAGCUUUCCAUUAUUGAAAUCCGUACCAACCUGGUACCAUUUGGUACCAGGUUGGCAUAUGCUACUAGGUAGCCAUGAGGACAUGUGAAUCUUUUGUAAGCCAGCAUAUCCCUGAAAUUAUUCAUGCCUUGGGAGCGUUUACUGUGGCAGCUGGCAUUUCAGUAGGCAUCAAUUGGUUUUUAUCCCGUCAUAGCGAGACAGAACCAGCAGAGAAUGAUGAGGCAGUCUCCGAGAAGAACGAAGACGGGGUAGAAAGCGGACUAUCCACUAAUGAAGUACCAAGAGAAAAUGCAGAGAUAUCUCAGAUGGAUAACGGCUACCAAGCUGGAAUGGGCGAUAAACACAUAUGCAUGCCCUGCGCUGGUAAAGCCCUCCAUGAUCUGCUGAUCUCUGCUCAGAGACAGGAGUGUCUGACCGUUGGAGUCUAUGAGUCUGCCAAAGUAAUGAAUAUAGAUCCGGACAAUGUCACUUUCUGCAUACUGGCUGCAGAUGAAAUCGAUGAAGGAGACAUUGCCCUGCAGAUUCACUUUACACUCAUCCAAGCUUUCUGCUGUGAAAAUGAUAUUAAUAUUGUGCGGCUGAAUGAUACCGAAAAGCUCGCUGAAAUCUUGGGCAGCACAGAUGAUUCUGGAGAGCCCAAGGAUCUGCACUGCAUCCUUAUUACGAACCCUAGCGAGGAUGCCUGGAAAGACCCAGCUCUGGAGAAACUCAGUCUAUUCUGUGAAGAAAGCCGUAGUGUUAAUGACUGGGUUCCCACGAUCACCCUGCCUGAGUGAACUGACUAGUGCAUUAGAUUGUGAAGAUCUGUUUGCAAUUCUUAUCACGGUGUUGUGCGCCUGGACGGACCAACUGCGUUUCCGAGUCGGUGGAUUACGCUGGUUUGAGGUCGGGAUGUGUUGCCAAGACUGGCAAGAUGUUGGCUCUUGUGGAGCAAAAGAGUAAGGAGGAAACUUGACAUGGACUGAUCUUCAUAAGGAUGCUUUGGGCCAGUGAAAAGCCUCCUAAUCUAAUGGCACUAAAUGGGCAGUCAUACCGUGGAGGUUGGAGUAUAUUGCAUGUUUGCAAGCCUGGAAGAACUUUUGCAAAGUGGAAAUGUUUGGCUUUCUGCAGAAAAUAGUUCAGUGCUGAUGGACAACAACUUGAUAUGCUGACAUUUGGGAAUUUUCUAAAUGUGUGGACUGAACUAUUUAACAACAGCAAAAAAAACUUUAAAAAAUUUCCUGGACCUAGCAAUAGCGGUUUAACCCUUUGCUGUUUCUGUCUCCAUCUAUGAGGCAGUGUCCUGGAAUACCAAUGAACUAUAUAUGACAGAGACUUUCUGCCAAACUCUUGGCACUAUUACAAAGCCAUCGUAAUGAUUCUACCAAUCUUUUCUGUCACGUUCAAAUUAUUUAUUUAUUUAUGUGUUUCAAUAAACAACUUGAAACUUA
Pseudophryne corroboree (corroboree frog) is the source of this 1445-nucleotide messenger RNA. It is a transcript of the gene GADD45G, whose product is annotated as growth arrest and DNA damage inducible gamma. NCBI's taxonomy places the organism in Eukaryota, Metazoa, Chordata, Amphibia, Anura, Myobatrachidae. Gene Ontology annotation, cellular component: cytoplasm; nucleus. Gene Ontology annotation, biological process: regulation of cell cycle. The record is from RefSeq and is a predicted model, not a curated record. The transcript has 5 exons. Bases 90 to 791 code for a protein of 233 amino acids.